Molecule: messenger RNA, 1953 nt
Organism: Hippopotamus amphibius kiboko
Lineage: Eukaryota; Metazoa; Chordata; Mammalia; Artiodactyla; Hippopotamidae
Gene: ASF1B
Product: anti-silencing function 1B histone chaperone
Exons: 4
Coding region: 359-964 (201 amino acids)
Biological process (GO): DNA replication-dependent chromatin assembly
Cellular component (GO): nucleus
Molecular function (GO): histone binding
Source: RefSeq, a predicted model, not a curated record
AGUCGGAGACUUUGGGGAUUGGUUCCCCGCGGACACCCAAAGAAGCCAAGAGACGGUCCCGCCUCCCUCCCGUAUCCCGGAGAGGGAGCUCCACGGAUUGGUCCCGGGAGUCUCCGCGCGCGCCGACCGACGCUCCAGGAUUGGCUGAGGGGGCGCUCGCGCAGUUGCGGAGCGUUGACGGUGAUUGGCCGGAGGGUGGGGGCCGGCUAUUUGAAGGAGGCGCGCGGACGAAAUACGCAGUUCAGACCGCGGUCAGAGGAGGCGGGAGCGGCCUUGGGCAGCGCUGCUCCGCUGACCCGACAGGACCCAGACGCGGGCUCGGUCCCGGCUCUGGCCUCAGCCGCGACCUGACGAGGCGAUGGCUAAGGUAUCGGUGCUGAACGUGGCGGUGCUGGAGAAUCCGAGCCCUUUCCACAGCCCCUUCCGGUUCGAGAUAAGCUUCGAGUGCAAUGAGGCCCUGGCGGACGACCUGGAGUGGAAGAUCAUUUAUGUUGGCUCAGCCGAGAGUGAGGAGUUUGAUCAAAUCCUGGAUUCAGUGCUGGUCGGCCCCGUCCCAGCAGGGAGACACAUGUUCGUCUUUCAGGCCGAUGCCCCCAACCCGUCCCUCAUCCCCGAGACCGAUGCCGUGGGUGUGACCGUGGUCCUCAUCACCUGCACCUACCAUGGACAGGAGUUCAUCCGAGUGGGCUACUACGUCAACAAUGAGUACCCCAACCCUGAGCUGCGGGAGAACCCGCCCCCGAAGCCAGACUUCUCUCAGCUCCAGCGGAACAUCUUGGCCUCAAACCCCCGGGUGACCCGCUUCCACAUCAACUGGGACAACACAGACAGGCUGGAGGCCAUAGAGAACCAGGACCCUGCCCUGGGCUGCGGCCUCCCCCUCAGCUGCACUCCCAUCAAGGGCUUAGGUCUCCCUGGCUACAUCCCUGGCCUCCUCCCUGAGAACUCCAUGGACUGCAUCUAACUGUGGGACUCUAGGCCCUACCUGGGCCCAGUCUCCUGGCGCAUCUGGAGGGGGCAGCCAGGCCUCCCAGAGGGUCUCAGGGAAGCCAUGUGGAGGACUUUGGGGCUGUCAGCUAUAUCUAGGCCAGUCAAACUUGGCCCUGAGAAGGAAGGGGCUUCAGGUCUCUCCUAGUCACCGCCCAGAGGAUCAUCUCACCUCUACUGCCCAGGCCUGAAAGAAGCAGGUACUUCAGUUCUUAAUUCUUUCUGUCUUGUGUCCUUUCUUCUUCAUACACUAUAAAUUCCACCUUCGGGCCAUUGUGCCACCAUGCUCCUGUGAGUACCAUUGACCUAAAGCUCUUCCCACAGACCUCCCUGGCCUAUCUUGAGGCUUUCUUGGUCAAUGCCUGGCAGGGCUCCGGCCCUGUUGGGCCAAAGGCUCUGUCAUUCAUAUACCUUCCCAAACAUCUGAGCAGAUCCACCCAGCUUUCUGGAGUCACAGGCCAAGAAGUCUACCUUCUUGAUAGAAGGUGGAAUCGAACACAAUUUCUGUCCUUCUCCUAGGGUGAUUUUUAGGUAUUUUUGAUUCAGUAGCCCUCUGGAAAACUCUGUUCCCAAAAGGGUGAUCAGCAAGUUGCUAAGGAAAGAUGGUUGACUCUCCUCUCAGUCACAACCACCUUCCUGUUACCUCCCACCUGGAUCUGGCUUUCCCUAGAGGCUGCUCCUGUGAGAAGAUGGCAUGUUGGAGGGGCCUGUUGUGCUUGAUCUGUCUCAAUAUCAGUAUCAGGGCCUCUCUGCUUCUAGCUGCCUUGAUCUGCCCUCUGCUAAGACCUCAUGCUCUCAGAGGCCACAGUGCAGACAAGAGAAGCAGUAGGGACCCUGAAAACCUUCCCACCCUCGCCCCCAUCCCCUCGCUGCUACAUGGAUGUUGUUGUGAUUGCAGUUUGUAUAUUAAAGGGUUUUUGUAUUAAAUAUGUUUGGUUGGUCUAAAAAUAAAAAGCACUUCAUCUA